Molecule: messenger RNA, 1938 nt
Organism: Coregonus clupeaformis (lake whitefish)
Lineage: Eukaryota; Metazoa; Chordata; Actinopteri; Salmoniformes; Salmonidae
Product: lactosylceramide 1,3-N-acetyl-beta-D-glucosaminyltransferase A-like
Biological process (GO): brain development
Cellular component (GO): membrane
Source: RefSeq, a predicted model, not a curated record
AAAAUUACCGUGAUGUUUGUGAAUUUCCGGCGGAUCCGCAAGUGCCAGUUGGUGCAGCUAAUGACCACGUGCCUGGUGCUGUCGGUGAUGAUGGUGUACUGGGAGCACCUGGGCGGCAGUGUGGUGAGCCACGUCAAGUCCUACUCCUACCGCUACCUGGUCAACCGCUACACCUUCAUCAACAAGAGCUUCACCAUCCCGCGCCAGGAGGCCCACAUGUUCAGCAACCACCACUACCUGCUCAACCACCCGUACAAGUGCUCAGGAGAGAAGAACGUUUUACUGCUGCUGCUAGUCAAGUCCUCCCCGGAGAACUUCGAGAGACGGCGAGCCAUACGGUCGACGUGGGGCAACGAGACCUAUAUCCGCCAGACCCUGGGGGUGACGGUGAAGGUGGUGUUUGUGCUGGGCCUCAAGCAGCACGAAGCUGCCCAGAUUCGGAGGAGCAGAGGGGGCAUUCAGGACAACCUUGUCCAUGAGGACCGCUUGAAUGGCGACUUGGUCCAGCAGGACUUUGUGGACUCGUUCCACAACCUAACCCUCAAGCUUCUGCUACAGUUUCGGUGGGCGCACGCCUACUGCCCCCGCGCCCGCUUCCUCAUGACCUCUGACGACGACAUCUUUGUGCACAUGCCCAAUCUGGUGCGCUACCUGCAUGACAUGGACAGGAAGGGCGUGACGGACUUCUGGAUCGGUCGCGUGCACAGAGGCGCAUCACCCAUCCGCCGGAAGGAAAGCAAGUACUACGUCCCAUACGAGAUGUACCCGUGGUUGACAUACCCGGACUACACGGCAGGGGCAGGUUACGUCGUCUCGAGAGACGUGGCGAACAAAAUCUACCAGGCUUCGUUGACCCUCAACGCCUCGCUGUACAUCGACGAUGUCUUCAUGGGCAUCUGCGCCAAAGCCAUGGGUGUGUUGCCGCAGGAGCAUGUGUACUUCUCAGGUGAGGGCAAGGCGCCCUACCACCUGUGCAUCUACGACAAGAUGAUGACGUCGCACGGCCACGUGGCCGACAUUUACGAACUCUGGAAAGCUGCAACGAAUCCUGAGGUCAAACGGGUCACGUCAGGACUCUUUGGGAGGUUGUAUUGCACGGCGGUGAAACUCACCCUCCUCUGUAGACCUUAUUUCUUCAACAGCUACCCCUGCAAGGCAGCCUUGUUGUAGGACAGUAAACCUAUUUACUGUCUUUGGUCCAAAAUGGAGUGAGGGAUCAUUUUAUACGACAUUUUUCUUUCAUCGGUCUCCCGUCAUUUGAGAAGGCUGAAGGAGGGAAGGCCUGUAUUUUGUGUUGAUGGAGGAAGAUGCCCAUGAGUGUUAUCUAUUGCUGUAAAUGUGGGGUUUUACAGUGACCGUCUAUCUAAAUGGUUUUACAUUGGACAUCUAUCUAUAUGGCCGGCAGUGGUCCAGUUCUUGAUCUCUUUAUGAUGUAUUGAAGAGUCCCACCCCGCCCCUUUGAGAACAGAGACUGAAUGUGAUGAAUAAGGAGAUGUUAUCCAGACAUAAUGUUGACAAAUGGGAUCCAAAGUGAAUUUCCGCUCCCUCAUCUCCUUCCAUUAAACUAAUUGAGAAAAUGUUUCUCUGGCAUUGAAUUCUGUUCUUCUGUUGGUUAUGCUGCUGUGGUUUAAAACUAACUGUGGACGGACACAAUUGGCUCAUUGUCAGUCGUUUCACGGUAAGUUUAGCUAAAGUUAGAAGGAAGAUUUUUUUUUAAAUAAUACUUUCAAAAGUACCUAAUAGUCCAUAUGUCAAGGAAGCAUUUGAAACUGACAGCAAGCAUUUCAAAUGGGUGUUCAUGGUUAAAGAAGUCUUACAAACUCUGCAGCCAUAAGGUGUAAACUGUCUGGGGUGUAGCAGUACAUUAAUAUGUAGCCUGUUUGUGUUACUAGUGGUGAUUAGUGACACACUGUAUAAGCUAUCAUGCGCGAGUGCCAA